This is a messenger RNA of Cylindrotheca closterium, 1203 nucleotides long. Lineage: Eukaryota; Bacillariophyta; Bacillariophyceae; Bacillariales; Bacillariaceae. The record is from the annotation of a GenBank genome assembly.
AUGAGACAACAAGAUCAAAUAAGAAUAACCCAAUUGCAAUCGCAAUUGGAAUUGCAAUCACAACCACAACCACGAGCACAAGCACAACCACGAGCACAGCCACCACUGCCACUGCCCAAUGGUGCCGGCUCCAUAAAGGUUGUUUCCGGAUCAGGCUUUCGAUACCUGGUCCCUUUUCCAUACAAACUGCAUCAGAUGCUGGAAGAGACGGAAGCCAAGGACCCCAUGGCUUCUAACAUUGUCUCGUGGUUACCCGAUGGCUUGCAUUUCAAAGUGCAUGACUCGGUUGCCUUUAUGGAAAAGAUUGUCCCGCAAUUCUUCAAGCAAAAGUCGUACAAGUCCUUUCAGAGGCAGUUGCACAUUUAUGGCUUCAAACGGAUCCUCAAGGGUCCUUUGCAGGGUGCCUUUCAUCACCCAAAGUUCAUCAAGGGGAAUCGGCAACUGACCCAUGAUAUCGAUCGGAUAAAGGCACCGGUGGCACGGAAAAAUGCGAAGCCUGCAAUCACCAGCAAAAGCAGCAGCAGGAAAGAAAUGGGUCAAAGUUCAGAAGAACCCUGGUCGUCUGUUCCAAAGGCAGCUACUGGUCCUAUGGGUCAUCGUACUACUAGCAGUAGUACCAGCACUACCACUGCAAGUAGUACUACGUCCUCACCGGAUACACUGGAAUGGUUGGUAACCAACACUGGGUUUCAGUUCUCCGACCUGGAACCAUCCAAGAUUGCCCAACCAGAGGAGCCUACUACGACUCUUCCGACACCAGUCUUUUCGCAAGCCUUACUUUCACAGGCCGAUCAAAUAUUGACACUUUUUGCGGAUUCUCCUCCACAAGAUGCACCAUCAUCCUUAUCAUCGUUCUUGAUGAUGAUGAAAGAACAAGAUGAAUCCUUGUCAAGAACAACAACAAGCAAGAGUGACUUGAACAUGCAGCAGCAACAACAACAACAACAGCUUUUUGCUCCAUCCUUGUUGACGAAACAAUUCAUGUCCUCGUCCCAGCAGGAUUCGGCCUUCUAUCCAAAACCACUACCACCACAGAGCUGGACUUGUACUACCUCACUCUCGAGAGCUAGCAACAAGUUUGAACCACCACAGGUUUAUGAUCACGUACAUGAACCACCCUCUUCCUCCAACUCUUCUAUCUGCAGUAUACCAACUGGGAUUGAAGAGGCAACCUUUCCCUCUUUGCAUUUUGAGUCAGUAUAA